AUGACCCAAGUCCAACAAGACACAUACAGCCAGAGGUCACCACCAGUCCACCUCCACCCCAUCAACGCUCCAGAGGUCACCACCAGUCCACCCCAUCAACGCUCCAGAGGUCACCACCAGUCCACCCCAUCAACGCUCCAGAGGUCACCACCAGUCCACCUCCACCCCAUCAACGCUCCAGAGGUCACCACCAGUCCACCCCAUCAACGCUCCAGAGGUCACCACCAGUCCACCCCAUCAACGCUCCAGAGGUCACCACCAGUCCAUCUCCACCCCAUCAACGCUCCAGAGGUCACCACCAGUCCACCUCCACCCCAUCAACGCUCCAGAGGUCACCACCAGUCCACCCCAUCAACGCUCCAGAGGUCACCACCAGUCCACCCCAUCAACGCUCCAGAGGUCACCACCAGUCCACCCCAUCAACGCUCCAGAGGUCACCACCAGUCCACCUCCACCCCAUCAACGCUCCAGAGGUCACCACCAGUCCAUCUCCACCCCAUCAACGCUCCAGAGGUCACCACCAGUCCACCCCUUCAACGCUCCAGAGGUCACCACCAGUCCACCCCUUCAACGCUCCAGAGGUCACCACCAGUCCACCUCCACCCCAUCAACGCUCCUCCAGAGGUCCCCACCAGUCCACCUCCACCCCAUCAACGCUCCAGAGGUCCCCACCAGUCCAUCUCCACCCCAUCAACGCUCCAGAGGUCCCCACCAGUCCACCUCCACCCCAUCAACGCUCCAGAGGUCACCAGUCCACCUCCACCCCAUCACGCUCCUCACCACCAGUCCACCCCAUCAACGCUCCAGAGGUCACCACCAGUCCACCUCCACCCCAUCAAUGCUCCAGAGGUCACCACCAGUCCACCUCCACCCCAUCAACGCUCCAGAGGUCACCACCAGUCCACCUCCACCCCAUCAAUGCUCCAGAGGUCACCACCAGUCCACCCCAUCAACGCUCCAGAGGUCACCACCAGUCCACCUCCACCCCAUCAACGCUCCAGAGGUCACCACCAGUCCAUCUCCACCCCAUCAAAGCUCCCUGAUCUGUUCGUGACAAGGGCAGGUUGA
Messenger RNA from Oncorhynchus tshawytscha (Chinook salmon), 1068 nucleotides. Its product is annotated as early nodulin-75-like. Bases 1 to 1068 code for a protein of 355 amino acids. Lineage: Eukaryota; Metazoa; Chordata; Actinopteri; Salmoniformes; Salmonidae. The transcript has a single exon. The record is from RefSeq and is a predicted model, not a curated record.